AAUCACACAACAUCAAAAUGGCGCCGGUAGAUUCAGAUCGGAUAAUAGAAGCUGAGAGGCUGGUGAAGACGGAACCAAGGAAAGCGGAGGCACUAUACAAGGAUAUCCUCUCGAAAACCCCAUCCGCAACCAACGAUGCGGCCGUGCGGGAGUUUGAGACGGCGCUGGUGAAGCUGGGAGAGCUGUAUCGAGAUGAGCAGAAAACCGAUGAGCUUGUCAACCUAAUCACAACAAGCCGGACAGUUCUGUCGUCGUUUGCAAAGGCAAAGACAGCCAAACUUGUCCGCUCCCUCCUCGACCUCUUCCACAAAAUCCCCAACACGACCGACACCCAAAUCUCCGUCACAAAAUCCUGCAUAGAAUGGGCCACCUCCGAGCGCCGCAGCUUCCUGCGUCAGAAUCUCGAAACUCGCCUCGUCGCCCUGCACAUGGCGAAGCAAUCCUACUACGACGCCCUCACCCUCAUCAACAGCCUCCUCCGCGAACUCAAGCGCCUCGACGACAAGCUCGUCCUCGUCGAAGUCCAACUCCUCGAAUCUCGCGUCUACCACGCCCUCGGCAACGUCGCCAAAGGCCGCGCCGCCCUAACCAGCGCCCGCACCUCCGCCGCGUCGGUUUACACCCCCCCUCUCCUGCAGGCAGGGCUGGACAUGCAAUCUGGGAUGCUGCAUGCGGAGGACAAGGAUUUCAAUACCGCGUUCUCGUACUUUAUCGAGGCGCUCGAUGGGUACCAUACCCAGAAUGAGCCGGCGAAGGCCACCGCGGCACUGCAGUACAUGUUGCUCUGCAAGAUCAUGCUGAACCUCAAUGACGACAUCGCGCAGCUCAUGACGUCCAAGCAGGCCGUCAAGUACGCCGGCAAGAACCUCGAAGCCAUGAAAGCCGUCGCGCGCGCACACGCGAACCGGUCGCUCGAGGAAUACGAAGCCGCGCUGGGCGACUACAAGUACGAGCUCGGCAGCGACACCUUCAUCCGCAACCACCUGCGUCGACUGUACGAUUCCAUGCUCGAGCAGAACCUGAUCAAGGUGAUCGAGCCCUUCUCGCGCGUCGAGAUCGCGCACAUCGCCAAGAUGGUAGGGCUGGAUGAGCAGCAGGUGGAGCGGAAGCUGUCGCAGAUGAUUCUCGAUAAGGUGAUUAUCGGCGUCUUGGAUCAGGGCGCGGGGUGUCUGAUUAUUUUCGAUGAGACGGAGCCGGAUGAGGGGUAUGAAUCGGCGUUGGCGACGAUUGCGAAGCUGAGUGGUGUCGUGGAUGUGCUUUAUACGAACCAGGCGUCGCAGCUUGAGUGAGUGGCUUUGGAGGGUGAGGGCUGGGGAUGAGGCAAAAGGCUUGUAUUAAAUAGAGGCGCUACAUGGGCGGAUCGAGAAUAUUAAGGCGUGCAUU
Messenger RNA from Pseudogymnoascus destructans, 1383 nucleotides. RefSeq names its product 26S proteasome regulatory subunit rpn6 (gene RPN6). NCBI's taxonomy places the organism in Eukaryota, Fungi, Ascomycota, Leotiomycetes, Thelebolales, Thelebolaceae. The transcript has 3 exons. The record is from RefSeq and is a predicted model, not a curated record. Gene Ontology annotation, biological process: ubiquitin-dependent protein catabolic process. The coding region runs from base 18 to 1289 and encodes 423 amino acids. Gene Ontology annotation, cellular component: proteasome regulatory particle, lid subcomplex. Gene Ontology annotation, molecular function: structural molecule activity.